UGGAGCCCAUCUACGCGGAUACAUAUGCAGGGCUGCUUGAAUCGGCUGCUCCUGGGUUUUCUCAGGUCUCUUGCGCUUCCGAAUGACUUAACGGCCCCGUUUCUCUACGCAAUGAUUUCCUGUUACCGGAUAAAACGCCCGGUCUAAGAGACACCUAUGCAGCUAUGGUAGCAUACCUUGUGGAUAGCCGCGAUCAUCCCUCGAUGUGCUCGUCAGGGUCCAGUUUACCAUUCAGCUGGGUUGAGCACCUCUGACCUAUGAGGUAAGAUUUCGCCCACACAUUUUCGAAGCUUGUGGCCUUGUAACUCGGAUCUCCCGUCCUGGGCCCUUGCCGCUAUACCUCCUAAGGUGUCAGUAGUGACUACAAAGAGAUACACAGGGCUUCUCCCCCUCUGAACAUGACUUGUCUUCCUUCAUUUUUUCUCUUCACGAGAGAAAGCUUCUAGUCAUUCAUUAAAACCAAGCUAGCAACGCUUGAAGUCUCUCGUUCUCGAGCGCCUCUGUUCUUCUGUACGGCCUCCAACCUGUUCUCUCACUACCCCGUCGUGAUCUCUUCGAGAACGUCCGGUGUUUGUGAUCGCGUGAUCUGUGUUCUUAGUGUUAUCGUGCUUUUGUUUUAUGACAGUGUAUCGUCGGUAUACAGCGGCUGUCAGGUCACGACAAGCAUCCUGACCAUGCCUGGUCAACCUAUAAGCAGAAAGGGGAGCAAUCCAUUCUCCGACAGACAUGAGCAACAUGAACGCCCUUCUACAGGAGGUCCAUUCGCAGACUCUUCAAAGGUGUCUAAUGUAUACCCAUCAUCUCGAACUCUAUCCCAACAUGAUGAGUCUGAGAUAUUCUUCACGCCGCUUGCUACCCCAAUGCCUAGGGAAGCUGUCAGUUCCGGUGUUGCGACGGAAUUAUCUCCUCAGUUUUUUGAGAAAGGUGCAAGCCCAGACGGACUUCCUAGCGCAAUAGGGUCGCCUACGUCGCAAUUUUCGUCGUCGCUACCUACGACGCCUUCAACAGCUCUGUCUGAGGUCGAUGGGUCUGAGUGUGACGAAGAGAGAGAGUUAGAUAUUCAUGAUCUACCUCCACUCACUGUUAACAUAACGAGUUCAGCCCUAGCCGCUGAGGCUAUCGACCCCGAACUCAUAAGGAAGGGAAAAAGAAAAGUCAAGAUACACAAGUACCUUGCAAUAUCGCUCAUCUUUUCCUUAAACUUCAUAUUGAUCUUUGCGACUUGGUACUGGCCUAGAUUCUAUUAUCUUUACCUGCCAUUGAUCUCAUUACCGCUUGUUCUAAAUUGUGUCAUGAUAUUCGAUGUCAUUACCUGGUCAUUGAAGAACACGAUUAUCAAGCCAAAAAAGAUCAUACCUGAGAACCCGGAAGACUUGGUUCUUCUUAUGCCUUGCUACAACGAAAGCUUCGAAGAGUGUACUAGGUCACUAGAUUCGCUUGUCAACCAAGUCAACAUCAGUCAGCAUAAACAAGCAAUCAUGGUUAUCUGUGAUGGCAAGGUUCGCGGGCCUGGUAUGGAGAAGUCCACCGCCGACUACCUCAUGGAGGAUAUCUUUUCCGAUCAAACUGAGCGUAGGAUGCUUCGCGCCGCAUACGUCGCAUGGGAUGGCCAGUCGAUGGAUGUCGAAAUCACAAGGGGAAUGUACAAGGGCAUACCGUUCUAUUGCAUCGUCAAGCAGCAAAAUCAAGGCAAACGAGACAGCUUGAUUGUUGUUCGGUCGUUCGUGCACAACUUCAACCUACGCCACAAACGUCCAAAGGUUAUCUUCAACCCCGAAUUUUUCAAGUCCAUGACAGACUUCUUAGUCAAGGAUGCGAAGAUCAAGCACUGCGAACUGCUAAUUGGCAUGGACGCCGAUACGAUAUUUGCGGAUGAUUGCAUCAGCCAUCUCGUCGACGAGUCUCAUUAUCCUGGUACCGUUGGUGUAUGCGGUUAUGUUGCCGUUGAUUUCUCCACCGGCCACUGGAAUAUCUGGUCCAUCUAUCAAAAUGCUGAAUAUACCAUCGCCCAAGGAUUACGACGUCUUCACCAGAGUCUAUGUACCAAGAAGGUUUCUUGUCUUCCCGGAUGUUGCCAGGCACUUCGUGUUUGCGAGGAGACGUGUGGUGACUUCAUCCUCGUCCAAGAAUUCGGUUACCACCCCAAACCAACGGACGGCAUCAUCAAGCGUAUCCGUGCUACAGCCUCUGAGGACCGCAACCACGUGUGCUUGAUGCUCAUGACAUUCCCCAAGGCUAAAACGCGACAGGCUCUGAGGGCGUACGCUUUCACAGACGUUCCUCACAAUCUCUCGGUCUUUCUCAGUCAACGUCGCCGCUGGACGCUCGGCGCAACAGGCAAUGAUUUGAUGUUGUUCGUCGAAUCAAAAUGGAAUUUCAAUCUUUGGGAACGAAUUGUCGCAUUUUCUAACUGCUUGACCUGGGUCCUUAACUUCUUCGUUAUCGCCAGUUUGGGUUGCAUGAUCUACGCAUUUAUGCAUCAACCCGCUUGGAUCAUCUUGAUUUUCGCGUCCAUUAUGAUCAUUCCCCUGUGCUUCUACUUCACCAUGGUGUUCUGGUUGUGUCGCACUUGGAUUGAGCGUCGCCAAUUCAUGCUAGGCCUAGUCAUUUUCACCACUUGUGGUCCCUUCAUCAACAUCUGUGUCACCCUCUACGCGUGUGUCUACAUGGACAACUUCGGUUGGGGAAAGACGCGCAAAGUUAUCGCCGAGACCGGUGAAGCUGAGGAGCCUGACUGGCAGGCACAGCUCGACCGGUUCGAGGAUGCGCUUAAUAAUGAUGAGAAGAUUAUCGGCACCCUGGUUCCUGACGAGGAGAAUCAAUUGGACCCUGCAGUUUACAGGACGCCAUUCACGGCACCUACUCCUGACCCAAGCAGGCUUACCAGCAGAAACCCCAGCUACAACAUACAACCGCCUACUCCUCCUCCUGGAACCACCGAGCCCAAACCUAAACCUAGCCAUCUUCAGGUACCUGGCCAGGCACCGAGCUUGGCAACGGGCCAGGUAGCGAGCACAUUCAGCACCGACAGCGGGACUGCCAACUAUUAUUUAACACGUCCCGCCCCUACUCAUCUUCCUCCCCAUAUUCUUCACGAUAUCGAAAAAUCAGCAACGUAACGAAGUCACACCAAAAGCUUACUAUGCACCUUGGUAUAUUAUUCACCGAGUUGGAAAAGUUUGUCGGCAAUUCGCGCUAUCCUCCGUUUCCUUUCUUUUCUUAUGUUUAUGAGCUCCAUGCUAUCGGAAGCCAGAUGAGUGAAAUCAUGAUGCACA
This is a messenger RNA of Annulohypoxylon truncatum, 3275 nucleotides long. Its product is annotated as glycosyltransferase family 2 protein. The record is from RefSeq and is a predicted model, not a curated record. The transcript is spliced from 4 exons. Lineage: Eukaryota; Fungi; Ascomycota; Sordariomycetes; Xylariales; Hypoxylaceae. Bases 675 to 3119 code for a protein of 814 amino acids. Gene Ontology annotation, cellular component: cell septum; cell periphery. Gene Ontology annotation, molecular function: chitin synthase activity.